This is a messenger RNA of Apaloderma vittatum (bar-tailed trogon), 1715 nucleotides long. It is a transcript of the gene SLC6A5, whose product is annotated as solute carrier family 6 (neurotransmitter transporter), member 5. Gene Ontology annotation, molecular function: glycine:sodium symporter activity. The transcript is spliced from 13 exons. The annotation marks the transcript as partial. Gene Ontology annotation, cellular component: membrane. Lineage: Eukaryota; Metazoa; Chordata; Aves; Trogoniformes; Trogonidae. The record is from RefSeq and is a predicted model, not a curated record. Gene Ontology annotation, biological process: synaptic transmission, glycinergic; sodium ion transmembrane transport; glycine import across plasma membrane.
GUGCGUUUCUCAUCCCCUAUUUGAUGAUGUUGGCUCUAGCUGGGAUCCCCAUUUUCUUCCUGGAAGUCUCCCUGGGGCAGUUUGCUAGUCAGGGCCCCGUGUCGGUCUGGAAAGCCAUCCCCGCCUUGCAAGGCUGCGGCAUUGCGAUGCUGAUCAUCUCGGUUCUAAUAGCCAUAUAUUACAAUAUUAUUCUGUGCUACACACUUUUCUACCUUUUUGCGUCCUUUGUACCUGUGCUACCUUGGGCUUCCUGUAACAACCCGUGGAACACGCCAGACUGUAAAGAUAAAAACAAACUUUUGUUAGAUUCCUGCAUUAUUGGUGACCACCCAAAAAUACAGAUCAAGAACUCUACUUUCUGUAUGAGUGCCUAUCCAAACUUGACUAUGGUUAACUUCACCAGUGAAGGAAACAAAACAUUUGUCAGUGGAAGUGAAGAAUACUUCAAGUACUUUGUGUUGAAGAUUUCGGCAGGGAUCGAGUAUCCUGGUGAGAUUAGAUGGCCCUUGGCACUAUCUCUUUUCCUAGCUUGGGUGAUUGUAUAUGCCUCCCUUGCUAAAGGAAUCAAGUCAUCAGGAAAAGUCGUGUACUUUACAGCCACGUUCCCCUAUGUAGUUCUCAUCAUCCUUCUUAUAAGAGGAGUAACUCUGCCUGGGGCUGGAGCUGGAAUCUGGUAUUUCAUCACGCCAAAGUGGGAGAAGCUAAUUGAUGCUAUGGUUUGGAAGGAUGCUGCCACUCAAAUUUUCUUCUCCUUAUCUGCAGCUUGGGGAGGUCUAAUUACUCUCUCUUCUUACAACAAAUUCCAUAAUAAUUGCUACAGGGACACACUGAUAGUCACGUGUACCAACAGUGCCACAAGUAUAUUUGCAGGCUUUGUCAUCUUCUCAGUUAUUGGCUUCAUGGCAAACGAGCUCAAAGUGAAUAUUGAAGCUGUGGCAGACCAAGGUCCUGGAAUUGCUUUUGUGGUUUACCCAGAAGCCUUAACUAGGCUUCCUCUCUCUCCAUUCUGGGCUAUAAUAUUCUUUUUGAUGCUUCUGACACUCGGAUUGGACACAAUGUUUGCCACUAUUGAGACUAUAGUGACCUCUGUUUCGGAUGAGUUCCCCAAAUACUUACGUACGCACAAGGCACUUUUCACUCUUGGGUGCUGCAUCUCCUUUUUCAUCAUGGGGUUUCCUAUGAUCACUCAGGGUGGAAUGUAUAUGUUGCAGCUUGUGGACACUUAUGCAGCUUCUUACUCUCUUGUCAUCAUUGCCAUCUUUGAGCUUGUUGGAGUUUCCUAUAUAUAUGGAUUGCAGAGAUUUUGUGAAGAUAUAGAAAUGAUGAUUGGAUUCCAGCCCAGUAAAUUCUGGAGAGUCUGUUGGGCGUUUGUGACCCCAACAAUUUUAACAUUUAUUCUUUGCUUCAGUUUUUACCAAUGGGAACCAAUGACUUAUGGAGCUUACCACUAUCCAGGCUGGUCCAUGGUGCUUGGGUGGCUGAUGCUGGCCUGCUCAGUUAUCUGGAUCCCAGUUAUGUUUGUGAUAAAAAUGCAUAUAGCCCCAGGCAAAUUUAUCGAGCGACUCAAGUUGGUGUGCUCUCCACAGCCUGACUGGGGUCCGUUUUUGGCCAAGCACCGUGGUGAACGUUACAUGAAUAUGAUUGAUCCGCUGGGAACCUCUUCCCUGGGACUUAAACUGCCGGUGAAGGAUAUAGAGCUGGGGACCCAAUGCUAA